AUUGAAUGAUUCAAUCUCCGGGUCACAGGUACGUCCUGUCCCAUCAUUCACACUAUAAAAACUCUCCUGCAGGUUGUCACUGAUCACCGAUCACACAGUGAGCAAAGCAGAAGUGAAAGGGAGAGGGGAACACAAUGGCAACAAACACUUCACAUUUAUCUGCAACUACGCAUUGUACCUCUGUUUCCCGAUUUGUAGAUUUCGGUUCCAGAAGUGGAAAGUCGACAUCGAAUUUGUUUUUGGUUCGAAAUUUGAGGCCGCGACCUGUUUCGCGGUCGUUUUCGGUUAAGAAUGUGUUUAGUGAGCAAAUGCAGAAGCUUAAAGAUCUGGUCGCUGGAGAAGAGAUGCCAAGUGGUCAGAAUCCUUCCACUGCAGAUUCCUCGUCUAUUGCCGCAAGUAUCAAAUACCAUUCAGAAUUCACAUCAGCAUUUUCUCCCGAGGAAUUUGAGCUUCCAAAGGCCUUUUUGGCUACUGCACAGAGUGUUCGUGAUGCUCUUAUUAUAAACUGGAAUGCAACAUAUGAGUACUAUGAGAGUUUGAAUGCAAAACAAGCAUAUUAUCUGUCAAUGGAAUUUUUACAGGGAAGGGCUUUGUUGAAUGCAAUUGGUAAUUUAGAGCUGACUGGCACUUAUGCAGAGGCCUUGACCAAACUUGGACACGCUUUGGAAACUGUGGCUCGUCAGGAGCCUGAUGCUGCACUUGGAAAUGGUGGUCUUGGGCGACUUGCUUCCUGCUUUUUGGACUCUAUGGCGACAUUAAAUUACCCUGCAUGGGGUUAUGGACUAAGGUACAAGUAUGGUCUAUUUAAACAGCGCAUUACCAAAGAAGGUCAAGAGGAGGUUGCUGAAGAUUGGCUUCAGAUGGGCAAUCCCUGGGAAAUAGUGAGAAACGAUGUUGCAUAUCCUGUGAAAUUUUAUGGCAAGGUUGUUUGUGGAUCAGAUGGAAAAAAUCAUUGGAUUGGAGGAGAAGAUAUAAUGGCUGUGGCACAUGAUGUCCCUAUACCAGGAUAUAAAACUAAAACAACCAUUAACCUGCGACUUUGGUCAACUAAAGCUCCAGCAGAAUAUCUGGACUUGUCUACUUUCAAUUCUGGGGAGCACACAAAAGCAUGUGAGGCCCUAGCAAAUGCUGAAAAGAUUUGCUACGUUCUCUACCCUGGGGAUGACUCCGUGGAGGGCAAGAUCCUCCGGUUGAAGCAACAAUACACCUUAUGUUCCGCUUCUCUCCAAGAUAUCAUUGCACGUUUUGAGAGAAGAUCUGGAUCGAAUGUAAAAUGGGAAGAAUUUCCGGAGAAAGUCGCAGUGCAGAUGAAUGAUACUCACCCCACACUCUGCAUCCCAGAGCUGAUGAGAAUCUUGAUGGACUUAAAAGGAUUGAGCUGGAAGGAGGCCUGGAAUAUUACUCAAAGAACUGUGGCAUACACAAACCACACUGUUCUACCAGAAGCACUGGAGAAAUGGAGCUUGGAGCUUAUGCAGAAACUGCUACCACGACAUGUUGAGAUUAUAGAAAUGAUUGAUGAAGAGCUGAUACACACCAUUGUUUCCAAGUAUGGUAAAGCGGAUCCCAACCUGUUGGAGAAAAAACUGAAGGAAAUGAGAAUAUUAGAAAAUGUAGAUCUACCUGCCACUUUUGCAGAGUUGAUUCCUAAACCUAAGAAAAGCUUAAUUGCUAAUAUCAUUGAAGAACCUGAAAUCAAGUUGGCUAACAAAGAAGAUGAAUCAGAAAGCAAAAACAAAUCCAAGAGCAAGGACACUCAGAAGAAGGAAAAGUCGGUGGUAGAAUCACCUCCAAAACCACCAAAGUUGGUCCGGAUGGCAAAUCUCUGUGUGGUUGGUGGUCAUGCUGUAAAUGGGGUUGCUGAGAUACAUAGUGAAAUAGUGAAGGAUGAAGUGUUUAACUCAUUUUAUGAGCUGUGGCCUGAGAAGUUUCAAAAUAAAACUAAUGGUGUCACUCCAAGAAGAUGGAUUCGUUUCUGCAAUCCAGAUUUGAGUAAAAUUAUCACUGAAUGGACUGGCUCUGAAGAAUGGGUCUUGAAUACUGAGAAGCUGGCUGACCUAAGAAAGUUUGCAGAGAAUGAGGAUCUUCAAGCCCAGUGGAGGGCAGCCAAAAAAAGCAAUAAAAUGAAGGUCGCGGCACUGAUCAAAGAAAAAACAGGGUAUUCUGUCAGUCCGGAUGCUAUGUUUGAUAUCCAGGUGAAGCGCAUUCAUGAAUACAAGCGACAACUGCUGAAUAUUCUUGGAAUUGUGUACCGCUACAAGAAGAUGAAAGAAAUGAGUGCUGUAGAAAGGAAAGCAAGCUAUGCUCCUAGAGUUUGUAUAUUUGGAGGGAAAGCAUUUGCUACAUAUGUGCAAGCCAAGAGAAUUGUGAAAUUUAUAACAGAUGUUGGGGCUACAAUUAAUCAUGACCCUGAAAUAGGUGAUUUACUUAAGGUUAUUUUUGUCCCGGAUUAUAAUGUCAGCGUUGCUGAAUUGCUCAUUCCUGCAAGCGAGCUCUCACAGCAUAUCAGCACUGCUGGAAUGGAAGCCAGCGGAACCAGCAACAUGAAGUUUGCAAUGAAUGGUUGUAUCCUAAUUGGAACAUUAGAUGGGGCCAAUGUUGAAAUUAUCCUAAUUGGAACAUUAGAUGGGGCCAAUGUUGAAAUACGACAAGAGGUUGGAGAAGAGAACUUUUUCCUUUUUGGUGCUAAAGCUCAUGAGAUUGCAGGUCUGAGGAAACAAAGGGCAGAAGGGAAGUUUGUUCCGGACCCACGUUUUGAAGAAGUGAAAGAAUUUAUUAAAAGUGGUGUUUUUGGGUCUUUCAAUUAUGACGGGCUAAUGGGAUCCUUGGAAGGAAAUGAAGGUUUUGGUCAAGCUGAUUAUUUCCUUGUUGGCGAGGACUUCCCAAGCUACAUAGAAUGCCAAGAAGAAGUCGACAAGGCAUAUUGGGACCAGAGGAGAUGGACCCGAAUGUCAAUCCUGAAUACAGCAGGUUCAUACAAGUUCAGCAGCGACAGGACGAUUCAUGAAUAUGCACGGGAUAUUUGGAACAUUCAACCUGCCAUAUUGCCAUGCUAAUGACUAGCAGUUGCAGAGUUGGCAGUGCCACGGCUUCAGGAAGAUUGAAUGGUCUUUCAUCCAUAGUCUUCGAAGAUUUUCCUCCACAACCACCUCUCCUGUCGGGGAAGAUAUGUAUAAAAUAAAAUUUUCUUCCAAUGUAAAGGAAAUAAAUUGAUGGAAAUAAAUGUGGUUCUUGUAGUUAAGUGCAAUGAAAUGGAAUAUGUAAGUGGCAAAAAUAAAAAAGAAACAAAUGUGAAUAAAGUUCAAAAUUUUCAUUUCUGUCUCAAAA
Molecule: messenger RNA, 3327 nt
Organism: Jatropha curcas
Lineage: Eukaryota; Viridiplantae; Streptophyta; Magnoliopsida; Malpighiales; Euphorbiaceae
Source: RefSeq, a predicted model, not a curated record